Molecule: messenger RNA, 1125 nt
Organism: Geosmithia morbida
Lineage: Eukaryota; Fungi; Ascomycota; Sordariomycetes; Hypocreales; Bionectriaceae
Product: Acetyl esterase/lipase
Exons: 1
Coding region: 1-1125 (374 amino acids)
Molecular function (GO): hydrolase activity
Source: RefSeq, a predicted model, not a curated record
AUGGUCCUGACGAAUCCCCUCGUCCGAUUUGCCUACAUCUUCCUCGUCGCCCCUUGGCAGUUCUCGCUCCCGGUCCUGCGCCAGCUGGUCCUGGGCUUGGUGCCGCAGGGUCGCCCAUCUACCAGAUGGACGCUGCGACAGACCAUGGCCGUGACAGCCAUCAAGUCUAUGCUGCGGGUGAGCUCUGUGCUGCAGCGGCGCAAGGUGCUCUCACUGCAGCCUGGAACCGAGGGCUCGCGCUUUACGGUGGUGCCUCCGGCAGACGACACGCUCUACGUCGGCCCCCUGGCCGAUGAGGAGGUGCGCCCCUGCGCCGUGGGUGGGACCUGGACGCCGUCGGAGCCGCCGCGAGUCGAUGCAGGCGGCAGCGGGGACGACGAGAAGCUCCGCGUGGUCCUGCACUUCCACGGGGGUGCCUUCGUCAUAGGCGACGGACGCGACCACGACACGGGCUUCACGGCCGAUAUACUCCGCACCAACGGCGGCUUCACCCACGUCUUUACGCCGCAGUACCGUCUCGCCGUCGACGCCGAGACGCGCUUCCCCGCGCAGCUCCAGGAUGCCGUAUCGGCCUACCUCCACCUCACGCGAAAGCUGGGCAUCCCGGCUUCCAACAUCGUCAUCGGCGGCGACUCGGCCGGCGGCAACCUGGCCCUCGCGCUGAUUCGAUACAUCCACGACCACGGCGAGGACCUCUCCAUCCCCUGGCCGUCCGCCGCCCUCCUCUGGUCCCCCUGGACCGACCUGACGUCGACCCACGACCCCGUCCACGUCCGCAACGUCGCAAACUUCUCCACCGACUACCUCGCCGAGGGCUUCGCCGUCUGGGGUACCGAGUGCAUCACUGGCGCCGGCAAGAUACCGGCUGACAGCCCCUACCUGUCGCCCGGUGUCAGCGAGCCCUUCCGUGUGCCCCUGCCCAUCUGGGUCCACACCGGAGGGUCCGAGGUUCUGUUUGGCGAUAACAAGCUCCUCGUCCAGUCGUUUAGGUCCGUGGGCAACAAUGUGGAUUGGUACGUUGAUGACUUGUGUCCUCACGAUAUCGCUCUCCUCGGCAAGGUUCUAGGUUGGGAGAAGGAGGCUCGUGAUGCUGCCGCUGCUGCCAACAAGUUUCUUACUCUGUAG